AUGUCAUUCCUGGCCCAAGACCUCUUCCACUUCUUGGAAAUGCAUUCGAUGUUGGCAACACACCUAAAUUAUGGCGAUAUUUUCAAAAUAUUCAUCGGCGACGAAUGCAAAGUUUUCAUUGCAAAUGCAGAGUUUCUCGAGGAAAUCAUGAGUUCGAAUGUGCACAUCACCAAAUCGAACGCAUACAAGUUUAUAAAACCUCUGAAAUUUGGACUAGUAACGAGCACGGGAUCAAAGUGGAAACAACGUAGAAAAUUAAUAACCCCAACGUUUCAUUUCAAAAUGUUGGAUCAAUUCCUGGAAGUUUUUAACGCAAGUACUGACAUUCUGGUCUCGAAGCUGUCCAGUGAAGUCGGAGAGGACUGGACAGACAUUUACCCUUACAUAAAUCUACUUUUGCUUGAUGUAUUUUGCGAAACCGCAAUGGGGGUGAAAAUUUCCUCUCAAGAGGGCAAAAAUUCGGAAUACGCACAAGCUCUUUUUCGCUAUUUAGACAUCGUGAUAGCCCGUGCAUUCUCUGCGUGGAAAAGAUUCGAUUUUCUUUUUCAAUUUUCCUCGGAAUAUCCCCUGCAAGAAAAAUACUUGGAGACUUUGCAAACAUUUUCGAGGAACAUCAUAGAGAAACGUCGCUUUGAAAAAAGUCAACAAGUCGUAGAAAAAACGCCAGACAUUGGAAUCAAACGAAAUGCGGCAUUGUUGGACCUGUUGCUCGAAUCAGACUUAACUAACGACGAUAUUGAAGAAGAAAUGAAUACUUUUAUGUUUGGCGGUUUCGAUUCCACGACUUCUUUGGUCACGUUUGCGUUGUUAGCACUGGCGGAUAAUCCGAAAAUACAACAAAACGUGUAUAAGGAAGUUUUAGAGGUAGUUGGUGAGGAAAAGUACGUGUCGAUGCAGCACUUACAAGACACGAAAUAUUUGGAAAUGGUGAUCAAAGAGACACAGCGGAAGUACACGUCAGUGCCAAUUGUCGAACGUCACUUAGAAGAGGACGCCACCAUAUGUGGUGUUGAUUUUCCAAAAGGUACUACGUUGACUUUGUAUCUUUAUGGCGUUCACCACAACGAAAAAUAUUUUCCCGAACCGGAAAAAUUCGACCCCGAAAGAUUUUUGCCUGAUGGACAAUCAGAAGGGCACAACUAUGCCUUCGUGCCUUUCAGCGCUGGUCCUAGAAAUUGCGUUGGUCAAAAAUUUGCACUGCUCGAUGUGAAGUUGACAAUCAUAAAAAUUUUGCAAAAGUUUACAAUUUUGCAAGUGCCUGGCUAUAAACUGAUUUGAGAAUGGCGGCACAGUUGAAAUCUUACAAUGGAAUGCAACUUUGGCUUAGGCGAAGAGAUCCUGAGAAAUAACUUGUAGCCUUUUCCGGCAAUUAAACAACGUUGCUACUUAAAUUCAAAUGAAUAAAGUAUGAAAAAAAACGAUGAAAUGUCAUUUUCCUGUUACAAAAUCAUUUAAUCCAAAAAACGCAAAGCGGAAAAAAUGUGACAAA
Molecule: messenger RNA, 1489 nt
Organism: Zophobas morio
Lineage: Eukaryota; Metazoa; Arthropoda; Insecta; Coleoptera; Tenebrionidae
Product: cytochrome P450 4c3-like
Exons: 6
Coding region: 1-1278 (425 amino acids)
Molecular function (GO): iron ion binding; heme binding; oxidoreductase activity, acting on paired donors, with incorporation or reduction of molecular oxygen
Source: RefSeq, a predicted model, not a curated record